AUGGAAGAUGCUAGCACGCCGCCCCCAGAUCAGCGAUUUACCUGGAAAAUUGAAAAUUUUUCCAGCUUGUGUACUAACAAGCUCUACUCUAGUACAUUCUCUAUUGGAUCAAACAAAUGGCGGAUGCUUCUAUUCCCAAAGGGGAACAACACGAAUCAUUUGUCCAUGUAUCUAGAUGUUCCGGAUUCGGCAGUGUUACCAUAUGGGUGGAGUAGAUACGCCCAAUUCAGCUUAGCUGUGAUCGAUCAAAUUCAUAACCAUAAUUUUGUAAGGAAAGUAAAAGAACACGAGUUCAAUAGCGAAGGAAGUGAUUGGGGUUUUACUUCUUUCAUGCCUCUUAGUAAACUCCAUGAUCCCAGUGAAGGCUUUUUGGUGAAUGAUACUAUUAUAAUUGAAGCUGAUUUUUCUGGCCAGUCACAUGACUCAAAAAAGGAGACUGGUCAUGUUGAACUUAAAAACCAAGGAACUGAGCAAAGGAAUGAGGAGUCUCAAAAUCCAUCCCAGGACAAUAACUCAGGAAAUGUAGAAGCAGACAUUACUGGCAUUUCUGGAGGAGAAGUUAGCCUCCUGGAACCAGUUCGGCAAGAUGUGGCUCCUCCUGUUGGUAAGGAAGCAAAUCGAGUCAUCGGCUUAAGCGAGGUAACCCCAGUGGGUGACACUUUUGCAAUUAUUCGAGCUGGUGUUCAUGCUUCGACUGUCCAAGCCUCAAACAAUAUCAUAGGACACAAUAUUCUCUUCAAUGAUGCAUCGCUUGAUAGCGAAGUCCAAUUUUUGUCAUACAGGGUUUCUUCAGAGGCAUUCUUGGUACUUGAAAGGAUCCACAACCUUCACAAUGAUACUUUCACCAAAUUCUCCAUUAAGGGUUCCAAACUGCAAACAAUUCUACUUGAAUCGUUUGUCUCAUUCAUUGAAGCAAUGUCAACCAUUAAGGUCACUGACGUGAAUGAGGACGCACUGCACCGGGCUGCCAUUUCGAUUGAGGACUUUGAGCUAGUCGGUCUGAAUUUGUCCUGGCUGAAACAGAAGCUGGACGAAGCGAAGAGGGUAAACAAACACUCGGAGUCGGUUAACUUUGUUGAGUUCUACGAGAGCGCUUUGCAAGUAGCUCAAGCCAAGGUUCGUAAACUUGAAGGAGGGCUUGCGAAUGCUAAGGCAGAACUGGAGAUUAGGUCCAGGAACUUGCCCAAAUCACUAGGAGUAGAUGAUUAUGUACUUAUGGAUGUGGCAUAAAUAGCUUGUUUUGCUGCCUUUUCUUGGCAAAACCUACUUUCCUUUGACAAUAGUUGAUCUUUCUCUAA
Molecule: messenger RNA, 1298 nt
Organism: Camellia sinensis
Lineage: Eukaryota; Viridiplantae; Streptophyta; Magnoliopsida; Ericales; Theaceae
Source: RefSeq, a predicted model, not a curated record